Aplysia californica (California sea hare) is the source of this 1363-nucleotide messenger RNA. RefSeq lists its product as uncharacterized. The coding region runs from base 90 to 965 and encodes 291 amino acids. Gene Ontology annotation, cellular component: membrane. Gene Ontology annotation, molecular function: extracellular ligand-gated monoatomic ion channel activity. The transcript is spliced from 6 exons. Gene Ontology annotation, biological process: monoatomic ion transport. The record is from RefSeq and is a predicted model, not a curated record. NCBI's taxonomy places the organism in Eukaryota, Metazoa, Mollusca, Gastropoda, Aplysiida, Aplysiidae.
UUUUGUCCACCCACACGUGAUCUAUUGUUUUGUUUUUCCAGAAAGAAUCUAUUACAAAGAUUAAAUGGGACGAAUUGUGGAGUCCUGAAAUGGUGAUUCAGAACCUGAUCGAGUGUAAAUUCGAGAAAGUUUGGAAAGACGUGGAACAUAACUCAAAUGGCGAAGCUUUUGUCCUGGAGAAAAGAAGGAUUACGGGGCGCUUCUCGGAAAGUAUGGAGCUGCAGAGCUUCCCAUUCGAUACUCAGUGUUUGUCCUUGUUGCUGACGUCAGAACAGCAGAAGCUGGAGUUCGCGGAGGACAACGUAGAAGCCAGCCUGGUCAACCAUUUGACCUUCAUUGACCAGCAGGAGUGGAUGGUCUGGGACAUCGUGGAGUUCAAGCAGGACGACAGGUUGGGGGAGUUCAGCAACCUACAGCCCAUGCAACCAAUGAUUUUGGUUCAAAUCCACGCCACCAGAAAGUCGGGAUUCUUCGUGUGGAAUCUCCUCGCUGUUAUGGUAAAUGGGUUCAAAACCGGCACCAGUGCCAGUUGGUCAGAGACUUGGCCAAAGUCAGCAGACUUAUGGGUCGCAGUUACAAUGGAAGCAAACAAAAUGGCCGCCAAGCUAAUAAGAUGGGAAGAAGUUUUGAUCCUUAGAAAGAUGGACAAAUACAUUUUGUCUUCCAUGUUGCUGAUGCAUCUUGUCUGUGUGUGGCACGCCAUCAUCUGCUUUGUGUCCUCAUCGUCUACCCUGGGGGACACUCUCGACGUCGUUGGAUUCAUCGUUCUCAUCGCCGUCUUCUUCUUGUUUCAGAUUAUUUUCGUUAUAGUAGUUAGGCUGCAGAUUAGUGACAAACGAGCGGGACUUCAACUCAUGGAAAACGAAUACAAGGCCAAAGUCAGCAGACUUAUGGGUCGCAGUUACAAUGGAAGCAAACAAAAUGGCCGCCAAGCUAAUAAGAUGGGAAGAAGUUUUGAUCCUUAGAAAGAUGGUGAAUUCAAAUUAUUGUUGAAGUGUGGCGGUCUUCAAAUAGCGAGAUCUCUGGAAUCAUACCAACGGAAAUGCAAUGGAAUGGCAGAUCUAUAUUUUGUUUAGACUUUGGACAGGUCGGUCUCUAAAAUUAUGCUACGAACGUUGUAAAAUCAAAAACAGCGCUUCCAUAUUUUGUUCCUUGUAUCGCCAUGUAUAUAAUGUGAUUUCAUGGAAUUAUCCUGGGUAAGUGUUCUCACAUUGAUGAGGUUUAUGAGCAUUAAAUUAUAUUGUUAGGUGUCCAAGGCGAAGUGGCCCGCUGCGCUAAACAGUGUGAGAGAGAUUGUCGUGCUAUGUGUAUUUAUAUGCUCGUGUAUCAUGUGUUUGUGUGUGUAUGUGUGUGUAUGUGUGUG